This is a messenger RNA of Leucoraja erinaceus (little skate), 10185 nucleotides long. Its product is annotated as myosin-13-like. Gene Ontology annotation, molecular function: protein binding. The transcript is spliced from 26 exons. The record is from RefSeq and is a predicted model, not a curated record. Bases 1 to 7347 code for a protein of 2448 amino acids. Lineage: Eukaryota; Metazoa; Chordata; Chondrichthyes; Rajiformes; Rajidae.
AUGAUGGAGGGCAAACUUAAAAAAUCACAGAGAGAUAAAGACAAACAGCAAGAUGCUAAAGACAAGAGCCGGAAACAAUUACAGGAGUUACACACUUCAGAGGAACAACUGUUGGCUUCCCCAUCACCUGGGAAAAGAAAACAUUCUGGAUCUUUUCCAGGGGAACUAUUGGCUGAUUUAAAUACAAAAACUUUACAAGAGUACCUGAUCAAAUUGAAAGAGGAAAACAAAUGCAGAGGUGACAGAAUAGCAGAACUUGAAGAUUAUAUUUUAAAAUUAAUGAAUUUACUACGUUUAGCAGAGCCUGAAUUCAAAGGGAGUGAAGCUGAUGACAAUCAGAAAAUUCUUGAAGAGAAAUUAAAGGAGUAUGUGAUUCAGUAUGAGGGCAGUAAAGAGGAGGCAGCAACGCUGAAGAAAAAGUUGAUGGAGAUGGAGGUUUCGUGCCAUCAGCUUCAUUUUGAGUGUGACGCUCUUAAAGGAAAGCUGGCCUCUGUGAGGGAGCUAGAAUCACUGGAUUCCCAAAGCAGUGACGAGGAAGGUCAGGAUAAAGACAGUGCCAAAGCAGAGCUUCUUCAAAGAGUCAAGAAUUUAGAGGGACUUUUAAAGCUUAAAGAUAUGAGUGAGAAGGAGCAGACAGACACCAUCAAGGAUCUUGAAGCCCGACUUUUGCAAAGCCAGGAGAAUCAGAGGCUUCUUAGCUCACGCUGUGCCAAGUUGGGUCAAUUGAUGAAGCAGAAGGAAGAUAUUGAACACAAGUUGGAGGAGAGGUACAACCAGGUGGAGCAACUACAGAUAGACAAGGAAAGGUCUGAGGAAGAGUACCAGGAGCAAAUCAAACUUUUGUUUGAUGAGAUCAAGGAGCGGGAUGAUGCUCAUGGCCAGCUAGAGGCAAUGAACAGAGAUCUGCUUCAGAAAAUUGAAGAGUUAGCAGAAUGCAGAAAAAGACUUGAAUUAAAGACUGACAAAUUAAAGGGGGAUCUGGAAGAGAGAGUGAGCUGUGAGUUAAAAUUAAAAAAGCAAUGUUCAGAUCUGGAAAAAACGGUCCGAGACUGGGAGCAAUUUGAGCAGCAAAUGAAUGAACAGUUCAAACGAGUAGAAGGAAAGCAAAGUGGCAAAAUUAAGAGUCUGAGGAAACGUCUUGAGGAGAAAGAUGAAGCUUUAAGAAAAACCUUGCAGUCAAUGGAAGAAAUGAAACAAAGUGCCAAGAGGGCAGAGAGCCUGGUUCACGAAAGGCAGGAGUGCUCUCCGGAAUUUCUUCAGGAAAAGGCAGAGCUCAAAGCUGAGUUGAGCAGAAAGACUGAGGCUGAAAUAGACCAGGCGGGAUUCAUCGUGAAAAUGAGAAGCAGGUUUGAAAUGGAGCUGAGUGCGAAGAGCAAAGAACUGGAUCACUUAAAAGAUGAAGCCGACCAUUUAACUGAGGAGAUUGGUGAACUUCAAGAGCAGCAAAGGCAGCAAAAGGAAUCUGAGAGGAAGUUGCAGGAACGAAAUAGGAUGCUGGAAGAGCUGGUGGGAGAAAUGCAGGAAGGAGAGACCAGGAACUUACAAGAAAAAAUAACACGCAUGGAGAAGCUGCUUGUUAUGAAAGAAGAAAGUGAGGAGAAAUUUCAGGCAAGGAUUUCCAACCAGGAUACUCUUCUGAAAGCAAUGGAAGAGACGCAGGGAAGGCUGGCCCAACGCAAUGAAGAGUUGGGUGUCAAACAGCGUGGGAUGAGUGAAGAACUGCAUCGUUGGAAAACAAAGUGUUCCAGCCUUGAAAACUUUGAGAGGGAAGUUAAAGUGCAAACACGAUGUCAGAGAGACAGGAUAAAGGAAUUGGAGAUCACCAAAGCUGAUCUGGAGGCAAAACUUCAAAAGAAAAUCAGAGAGUUUGAUGAGCUUGACAUUUUGAAGAGAAAGGAACAAGCAAAUAUAACAGCAGAGCUUAAAAAGAUUGAAGAGCUCGAGGUCAAAGAGUCCAUCUGCCAAGCAGCAAAGCAAAAUCUCGAAAUGCAGUUGAAAAAGAGGAUAAAAGAAAUUGAAGUUUCUGAAGAGAAUGUGAAGAGCCUGAAGGGAAAACUUGAAGAGGCAGAGGAAAAGUGGAGUGAAAUAAGGAAAGUAGAAACUGCUCUUCAGCAAGAAAAGAAAGCACUUGAAACCCAGCUCGCCAAAGAGUCUCAGUUGGCCGUCUCUUUGGAGGCCAUGGUUAAAGAGGAAUGUCAACAGUCACAAACUUUGACGGGAGAGCUGUACACCAAAGAGGCAGCUCUGCGAUCUCUGCAGGAGGAGCACUCACUGCUGCUGGCCAGAAUUCAGGAUUUAGAACAGGACCUGGAGGAGGCAAGGAAGAAAAGGACAAGCCAAGAUGAAUGGGAGACCAGCAAUCGAACAAUUGACGCCAUUGACCAGAGGCUGGGGGACUUUGCACAGUCUGAGAAAACACUCAAGGAAACCAUUAGCAACUUCAUAAAGGCAGAGGCUGCUUUACAAGGAAGAAUUCAAGAUCUGGAGCAGUCGAAGCAAAAGCUUGUGGACAAACUCAAUGAGUUGGCAUCUAAAUCUCAACUAUCGACAACCAAUGAUUCACAACUCACAGGAAGGCUCCGGAGUCUGCAGAUUUCAGAGAGAAGCCUCAGAAACGAGCUUACAGAAAAAGAGAGGGCUGAAGAGAUUCUAAAGGGUAAAGUGUGGCGUUUGCAGAACCAGUUGAGGAUGAAGGAGGAUGAGAUGAACAAGCAGUCCGACUACUUUGAGCACUACAAACAAAGGCAUCAGCACCUGAUGGUGAAGCUGAGAGAACGUGAACAGUCCUUGCAGGACCAGCACUUCAAACUGGAGAGGGAAAAAAUUGAUCUAAAUGCUCUCAGUAUUGUCCUGAAAUCUGAGCUACAACAAGUUACAGCAAAGUUUACAAAACUGGAGAAAGCGCACUCCGGGAGGAGUAAGGAUCUUUCAGAGCACGAUCCAGAUCUCAACAACAUGGAAAGUUGCCUGUUGGGUGGAGCGGACCAAAUUAAAGAGCAGAUUCUCAUCCUCCAGGUUGACCUGAGGAACCUUUUGGAAAAAGACGAGGCAAAUAACCAGGAAAAGGACCAGCUCCUAGAAAGGCUUCAACGUGCCGAAGACAAUGAGAGCUUCCUCACACACAAACUGGAAGAUUUCCGCUCGCGGAUCCAUGAACUGAAGCUAUCGGAGAGCAGCCUGCAGGAGCAGAUGGAGGAUUUGGAGGAAGAGAAUGCGAAGCUCAGAAAAGAACUGAAUGAUUUACAGGAACAAGAAAACAACCUGAAUGUGCUGGAAGGUGAAGAUAAACUGGAGAAUAUUGUGCAGGACAAGAGUGGAAUGAAUACAACCUCAUCACAGAACUCUGAACUCCAGCUCAGUUCAGAUGUAAUACCAGAGGAGGCCUUUAUACUGGAGGCAUCUUCAAAGUAUAAACAUCUGAGCAGUCUUUGCAACGCAGUGUUUCAACAUAUGGAAGAUGAGAGCUCACCCGGCAGAUACAGAGACCUCAAAAACUCUUUGACCCACUUACGAUCUCAGCUCCAGAACGGAGACAUCUUAUUUCGAGAAGAGUUAAUGCAGCAGAAGUGGACAGCUGUGUUUGAUUCAGCUCGGAACAAGAACACUCAAACUCCCUCCAUUGGACAAUGUGUUCAAGAAGCCAUGAUUCUUGCAAAGCUGGCUUCGGAAUGUGCCUGUGGUUACCCUAAACUAUCAGAGGCUGUAAAAGAAGGGCGUCUUAUACCACUACUUGAAGCAAACUCGUGUACGUUGGCAGAUCUAAUUCAGAUUCUUAGAACAGGGGAUGUGGAGAAGGUCAGAACCGUCCUUCAGCUCCCAGAGACACAGAGAGAACUGGCCCUGCUCCUGGACCUUGAAGUGGGACAAUUGGCAGGUUGUGCCCUAUCAUCUCCCUUAAUAGUAAAACAGGAGAAGAGGCAAUGUGGAGAAGCCCUGGCCAAGGAAUUAGACGAUGAUGCUCCCGUCCCUGGAGAUACCAUUACUAAUAAGUCACAGUCUGAUCAGUUGGGGCCUGAGAGCCAGGAAAUUGCAAAGUUGAGCUUGCUGCCUGCACCCAAACAUGCAGAUUCCAGUAACAGUGAUGCAGCAGAAUCCAUGCGACCAAAUACCCCUUGCAGCAUGAAAAGAGAACCCGGGAGUGUAGUCGCAAAGAUUGUGACUGCAGAAACGAUUGCACGUCUUGAAGCUGAGGUAGGAGAACUUCGGGCAGAGAUGGAUCAUCGCUUGCAGUGCGUGAAUAAUCAGUUACUCGAGGCAGCAGAAGAGAAGAACAAGUUGGAGGAUGAAUUAUACGCCGCAGGAAGAGAAGUGAACCAUCUGGUUCAGAAACUUGAAGCGAUAGCAAAAGGGAAGAUACAGGAAGAAGAAUCGAUGAAAAACAACUUGAGGAAAGAAAAUGAGGUUUUGGAGAAGAGAAAUAAAGAGCUUCUAAAUGAGAUUGCAAAAUUGGAAUCCAGCCAGCGAGACGUGGAAGCAGAGUUUGAAGAGAGGAGUGAGGAAAGUUUGCAGAAAAUGGCUCAACUGGAAGAAGACAAGAGGAAGAUGGAAGACAAAUUCAACUUAAUGCAGCAGGAAAAUGCAAAGAAACUAAUGGAGUGUCAUCAAAGUAUUGAAAAUCUGAGCACGCAAAGUGGGGAAAUGAAGGGAAGAUUAUCAGAAGUACAAUCCAAGGAAAUAACUCUGACCAAUGUGGUGGCAGAAAUGAAAGAGGAAGUUGAACAGUUGAUGAAAGAGAAUAAACACCUGCUGAACAAAAUUAAAGUGGAGAAUGAAAAGGCAAGUAGAAUUCACCAAACAAUGCAUCAUUUAACAGGAGAGAAUGAAAGUCUUUUAGGAAAAGUCAAAGAACUGGAAAAUGAACUGGAGGAUUACUUCACUGUGAACACUGCAGCACAAAACAAAAUAAACCAGUUAGAAAAUGAAAACACUAAGUUGAAAGAAAAUGUAAUUAAAGAGUUGAAAGCCCAGGGAGAUGCUGAGAUAAAACACAAGCAAGGUGAGUUAAAGACAAUUUCAAUGCAACUAAGUGAUGAUUUAUUACAUGAAGAUUCGAGCUGUGGAGAUGACAGGAAGGUGAUGUUCAAAGCCAAACAAAUGUGUGAAGUGAAACAAAGCAAAAACCUGAUGGAACUGAAUAUUGAACUUAAUGAUGUAUUGACCGAGACAUCAGCCAUGAACAUCGCUGGGAGAUCUAAUGAUUACAAAACCUUGGUGCUCAAAGACAUUGCAGAUGAUGAAAACCAACUCGAUGAUGGAACGAGAAUGAUCGUUGAAGCAUGCUGUGAAGAAAAUGAGGUGCAACUGACUUCAGUGGAAGGGAAAAAUUCACUUGAGGAUUUACUUGGGAGAGCAGAGCUGGAGCUGGAGCCUAAUCAUGAACAGGUGGACAAGACAAAAGCUGAGAGUGUUCCAGUGCAAUCUAUUGGCCAAACAGCAGACUUCAGCUCCGAGAACAUCGUAACUCUUCAGCAACAGAUUCUCACAUUGAAUUCCCAGCUUAAAGAUCAGACAGUUUUGGAAAGGAAGCUGCAGGAAUCACACUUUAAACUGGGACUCCUUCAAAACCAGUUUGACAUGAAGGAUAAGAGACUGCAAAGUGAAAAUGCAAAAGCCAAACUGCUGAUAGCUCCACUCAAGGCAAAACUGUCCUGUCUCAUUCAGAAAUGCCUUUGCAGGAACAGCCUGAUUAUACAUUUAGUGAGGGAACUGUACCAGCAGGGCUUUCCUAACGCAGGAUUGAUUGAAGAGGCUGAAGAUAUGUUGAAUGACACUGCGAUCCUGGAGUACACCCACAUGUUUCUGUCAGCACACUGCCAACAGGGGAACAUGAACAAUAAUAUAAAUGCAACUGGAAUCCAUGCAUCUCAAGGUUCGAGUCCUUGUUGUCCAAGGUAUCCCUCUGGUGGAAACCAACGGUUUGCUGAAUCCAAAUCAUCUUUGAUCCACCGGUCAUGUGUGGCCAUUGCUGACUAUUGCCCUAAUCCUAACAUGCCCCAAACUGUGCUGCCAGUGCUGACUUUAUCUGCUGGAGAUAUAGUGCAUGUCACUGGGAAGGCAGACAGCCAUGGGAUGUAUCCCGCUGAAGUGAACGGGAGGCCGGGCUUUGUUCCGGUUGCACUUGUAGAGGAGAUAGAAGAGUGUUAUCAUGUAUGGACACCACACAGUGACUUCCCACCCAGUCCCAGAACGGGCCGCCCAGAAAGGUCUGGAGCACAAGGGCAUCAGCUCCUCCAAGCACAGUGCAACAAUUGCCAGGUUGCCUCAGCAGAAGCAAGCAAUGAUUCACUGUCCACUCGUUCUGCAAGUCACAGUGACGCCUUCCAGCCCAGUGUGUCCAGGUUACACAAUGAAUUGGAGCAUUCCAACAUUAAGGCCCUAAUGCAAGAGACAGAAAAGGUGAAGGAGCAACUGCGCUCGUCAAAAUCUUCUGAGCAAUUUUGCGGCAUUUCCCAGGUUUGCAGUGAAUCCCCAUGCGCCCAGGCAUGCAAUUGUGCAAGUGAUUUAAAAAGCAGAAGGAACUCUGGAGAGAGCGACAUACAUCUGGGAAUGUCAGAUAGAUUUGCAUUAAAUCUUAACGGUCACAGCAGGAAGUGUCCAUCUGGAAAAUGGAGACCAUCAAAGAUGGCACAAGAACCUCCUGCACCAGUUGAUUCAGUGCGUAUUGUUGGCAUAGUCGGCCAGCAUGGCCUACUGGUUGAUUGGGAGAAGCCAUCGAUGGAUGAAAUGGGCUGCAGCAAUGGAACUUUUGUUCAAGGUUACAGGAUAUUCAUCGACAGAGAGUUUUACAAGUCAGUAACAAGAUCAGUUUGCACAAGGGUCGUGUUGGAAGGUCUUGACUUAAGUGUGCCAUUUCAAGUCAGCGUCCAGACUGUUGGAGCCAAUGGACUGGUCUCUGGGAAGGUCAAUGUCCCAUUUCUGAAUUACCAGCAACAUAAAGCCGUAUCAGUACAGCCCCGCCUUACACCAACUGUUCAGGCCAGCACGAGCUCGAAGCUACCAGAGGAAACUCUUUUUCUGCCAACACAGUCUACAUGGAGAAAGUUCAUUGCCGUUUAUGACUAUAAUCCAUUGCAAGACAGCCCCAAUAUUCAUCCAAGCCACGAAUUGGCUUUUAAAGAGGGGGAUAUAAUUUGGGUGUUUGGAAAGCAAAGGAGGGAUGGCUUCUGUGAGGCAGAGGUUAAUGGAAGACGUGGUCUAGUACCAAUCUGUUUCCUUGAGGACACCAGCAUUAGAUUGCCAAAAACAUCGAAGCACAAUGCACCCUGGUCAGUGAGUUCACCUCCAGGAUGUGCUGGGAUGCCCAGGCUAACAAACUCCUCAGAACACCUCCACAAACAAAACUCUUAACAGGUAUGAAGUUUAAAGGAUGCAGGUUUUGUCUAGAAAGCUGAAAUACACACCACUGUUUGUCAAAGAAGCCUCUUCAGAAAAUCUUCUAUGAAUUGUUGCAGCCUCUGAGCACAAGCUGGGAAUCUCUGCUGAAUGAAUUUGGUUUGCUCCACUCCCGAUUAGGUGCUAAAACCCAACAAAGAUGCAGCCUUGAAUUAAUCUUUGCCUAUAAUUUGUUGCCAGGUAUUUAAUUAUCUUACUACCUCUCCACCUUAUUCCAAUUUUGUAUUCCUUGCCAAAUUCCCAGAUUGUUGCACUUGAUCUUUUGUGUCAAAUGUCCUGGUGCAGUUUUCAUCUUUUUCGAAUAAAGAAAAAAACAGUUAGUAGCAGCCAACUGAACAUGAAAUAAAAUGGAACCAGUCUGUAUUCUAAAUAGAAUAAAAAAGCAUUGCAGUGCCAUUGUUCUGCUUCUGAAAACAGAUGGGGAGCAGGACAUUAAUUUUAGAAAUAGCAGAACUAUGCUUACUGAAUCACUGUAAAACAAAGUAUGUUUUAAACAUUUUGUAUAGCUAUAUUCACCUUAUAUUUGAUGUAUUUUAAUUGACGAUCGAUAUCAUGGACAACAAAAAAAAAUCAGAAGAGCCUCCUGUUGAAUUAAUUUACACAAAUGGUUAGAUCUGGUAGAUGCACAGUCUCUUACCCAGAGUAGAGGAAUAGAGAACCGGGGUACAUGGGUUUAAGGUGAAUGGGGGAAAGAAUAUGAACCUGAAGGUUAACUUUUUCACACAUAGGGUGAUGGGUAUAUGGAACAAACUGCCAGAGGAGAUAGUUGAGGCAGGUACUAUUUCAACAUUUAAGACACAUUUAGACAGGUACCUGGAAAGGACAGGUUUAGAGAGACAUGGGCCAAAUGCAGACAGGUGGGACUAUUGUCCAUGGGACAUUUUGGCCAGUGUGGGCAAGUUGGGCCGAAGGGCCUGUUUACAUGUCGUAAGACUUUAUAACCCAUUCAACAGUGCGAAUGCAACCUGUUAUUAUGCGAGUACUUUGUGUUGAACCAUGUAUGUGUGCUGAAUAUGAAGGAACAAUACCAUGCAUACGUUUCCUUGUGGCACUUUAAAAAAAAUAUUUUUUGAGCACAGCUUUCGGGAAACAAAUUUGUUUAACAUUUCACUUCUUUUGAAGUGUACCUCAGGACUGUUCGGGGGGCUAUAGUGCUUUCUUGUCAUUUGUUCUAUAUUUGUAUAUUUUAUGUACAGUUUAAAACUGCUUGCUUGCACUAUUCAUUGUCUAUUGCACCUGAAUAAGAAAACAUGAAACUGCACUAAGAGAUCAGUUAUAAAAGUAAAACUUCUGUUCUUAAAUUUGCGCUUGCAAGUAAAUUCCUUCUAAAACAUAGACGAUGUGUCUGAAAGGAUAGUUUAUUGAUAGCUGCUGUGUGAACAACCUUUGUAUUUGACAAUAGAAUAAAAUAACGAUUAUGACAGCUCUUUUCACAAUGGCCUAGAAAUACUCUUGAAUAAUUCUUUAGGAUUCUCUGACAGCCCAUUGAAAAAUGCAUUAACAAUUGUACAUUGGAAAUUUUCAAUGUUUGAACUCUCCCCAAACACCUUAGUUUACAGAGGCUCCUGUAUUGGUAUGUGCUUAUUGUAUUGAAAAGUUAACAUACAUAUAGUUUAUUCCAUACUUUAUAAUCAAACAUGACUCCCAUCAAAUCAUCAAAUGAAACAUAAUUAAUGUCAAUUGUAUUCUGCACCAAUUAAUCAAUAAUGAGAUAGGUUUAGUUCCAGAAGAAAAUUUGACCAAAAUGCAGAACCUGACUGGUAAAGAAUGUGAAAAUGGUAGCCAAUAUAUUUUUGUGCAUGAGACAAACUUGUUCUGCUGAAGUGAGGGAAUGGAUCAAACAAAGGUGUCCCUUUGCAUACCCUUUCCUCCAACCUCUUGUAAUGUUUGUUAAUAUGAUAUUUCGGUGCAUGAAUUAUUAAUAUUGUAUGGUGGCCUUGUGACAAAUCGCAAAUCUAAACUUUAAUCUGCUUACAUAAAACCAGCGGAUGUGGAUCAAUCUUCACAAGUUUACUUUUUUUAAAUUGGUGUGACAAAAAUGUAUAUAUAAAUAUGAGCACCCAGAGCAGGUUUUCAUUUUGUCUUUUUCCCAUUGUACUUAAACAUACAUACCUAGAAAUUCACCUUGAUCAGUUGCACGACACUCUUUUACUGCAGCAUCAGUGUGUUGGAAUCUUCUUCUGAAAUUUAAUUCAUUGAUUUCAAUUGAACUAAAUACAGAAAUAUCAGCUGAAUAUUUGUGCAAAUCAUGCUGUACAUUGUAUUUGGUUCCCUGACCAGGAUUGGAUUUCUAGCCAACAUUAUAUCUUGCACAUUCUGAAUCUUUCAGUGCCUUACAGAGGCAAACAGGAAUCAAAUAUCUGUACUGGAAUUCAUUAAAAGCCAAAAAUGUUUGUUUUGUCUCGCCAAGCCAAAUUAUUUUAUAAGAUGUGUUAUGGUUUCUACAAAUGACUUGGAUGAGAUUUUUUUCUUUUGGUACACAAGGUCCUAGCAACAAAGGAAUAAAGUUUAGAUAUGCAUUUUAUUAAAAUAGAAGCAAAAGGAAAUGUCUCAGAUUUCUAAUGUAUAUAAUACUGAAUACAUGUAGCGUAGUCUCAAAUGUUUCUUAAAUAGAUGUACAUCACUCCUUUGUAAAACAUUUAUUAAAUAGCACUAAAAAUUACAUAUUCUGUUGAUUUACUUGUUAAUAAAAUUGUAAGGUUAUUUUUAUAAGCUGGCAACAUAUAAAUGAUUUCUACACAUUUGUAUAUUGUAUAAUGUAUGCAUUUUGUAUUAAAACUAAAUUAGGAAGUU